Molecule: messenger RNA, 1365 nt
Organism: Microplitis mediator
Lineage: Eukaryota; Metazoa; Arthropoda; Insecta; Hymenoptera; Braconidae
Gene: Tango11
Product: transport and Golgi organization protein 11
Exons: 6
Coding region: 229-954 (241 amino acids)
Source: RefSeq, a predicted model, not a curated record
AAAAUACUUUUUACUUUUGCUAAAUAAAUAAAUAAACUAGCGUACAUCUUUCGCGCGCAAGCGCGCGCGUGUCAUUUUUCAUAUUUUAUUUUAAUGUAUAUUUUAGUGUCGUUUGCAUAUAUUUUUUCGCUUUCGACCAAUCACGUUACGAAUAGUUUGGCUUCACAUAUAUUUCAUCUAAAUUUUAUUAUAGGAUAAAUAAUAAUACGACAAAUAAAAAGAACAAGAAUGCCAAAUUUAAUGCCUGAUGAUGACAAAGUUAAAAUGUCAACAACUCAGAGUGCAGCGAUAUUCAAUGGUGAAGUUGACAAUUUCUAUGAUCAAAAUUAUGAAAUGAAUAAUAAAAUGAGAUUACCCAAAACACUGAGAGUCAGUGAUGAUGAAUUUAAUGACGAUAGCGCAAGUAAAAAAAAUGCUUCAUCUUGGACACAAUCAAUCCCCAAUAAAGUAUUUGAUAUGCAUAUGCCCGAUAGAAUUCUUGUUGUCGGACAUGACCAGCAUGUUGGAUUAAAGGCUCCUCCUAUUGAAAUGACUCUUGAAAAUUCAGCUAUACCAUCAGAACAUACAAUGACAAGAGUUCAGACACCGCCAAGAGUUUUGACAUUGGGUGAUCAUUUUUUUCCUACAUUUGAUGAUGAUAGUAUUGAUGAUUAUGGAAAUCCGUCAGAAAUGAAUUCAAUAACUCCAAUUGCUAAUGGACCUUUUAUCAGUGAUACACAAAUUGUCAGGCGCAAUAUUAGAGAACAAACUCCAGUGUGGAAUAGUACUUUAGAUGUAUCGCUACCACAAUCUGAUGAAAUUCAACAUUUACGCCGUCAAUUAGGCAAGCUCAAUCGUCGAGUAAUGGCUGUAGAAUCCGUUAUGUAUCAGCGUCAACAACGUGACAAAUAUAUUUAUGCCAUUACAGUAGCUUAUUUCAUUUUUAAGGCAUUUAAUUGGAUAACAAGAAACUAGAUUUUAAUAAUAAUAAUGAAACAAUGAAAAUUUUUUUUUUUAUCAUAGAUAUUCACCAAUUGGUUUUUUUACAUCAUUUUAUUUGCUAUUUUCAAUACUAACGGCACAACCAAAUUUGAUAAACACUAAUACAAUGGAAACAAAAAAAAAGUAAUAAUGAAGGAAAAUACUUUGUUAUCUAAGAGUAAUUAUUUUAUUUACGAUUAAUUGUGAAAAUUUUUCUUAAUUUUUUGUUUAUCAAUACACAUACUAAUAUGUGUGUACAAGAUUGACUUAUUGUUCUUGAUAAAAUUUUUAUAUCUUAAGUUUCACAACGGCGUGUUGAAUAGUAAAAUUACGGUACGAAUAAAAUUUUUACAAAUUAAAAUAGUCCGAGUGUAGACGAAAUAAAUUAAAUGGACUGUAUAAUGA